GAGUUGUGGGUAGAGAUCGGGGUGGAGGAGAAUGAGGGUGGAGGUGACAAGAUGUCGAGAAGGAGGAGGGAUCCAGUGGAGGUCACAUAAAUGCAGAGGGCAGCAGGUCAUCCACAUUCACUCUGGUUGUAGAAAGUCAGGAGUAAACCACAAAAUGAAUGUCAUUUUUCUCCUGCUCCUGGGAGCUGCAGCUGCAGCCGCCCUGGACGACAAGAUAGUGGGAGGCUACCAGUGUGAAGCCCAUUCUCAGCCCUGGCAGGCGUCCCUCAAUAUCGGCUAUCACUUCUGCGGAGGCUCUCUCAUUAACGACCAGUGGAUCAUCUCUGCUGCCCAUUGCUGGCAAAACCCUUAUUCACAGAUUGCCAUUUUGGGUGAGAAUCACAUCUGGAUGCAUGAAGGUACUGAGCAGUUCAUGGCUGUUGAUGCCAUCUACUGGCACGAGAGUUACGAUUACCAGACCUUCGACUAUGACAUCAUGCUGAUGAAACUGGCACAUCCAGUGGCAAUCAAUGAGUAUGUGAAGCCUGUUGCUCUGCCCAAAGCCUGUCCCUCACCCGGAGACAUGUGCAUGGUGUCUGGAUGGGGGAACAUCUACACUGAUCAAGUGUUCAACCCAUUUUACCUCCAGUGUGUGGAAGUGCCCAUAUUGUCCAACAAGGAAUGUGAGAACUCCUACCCUGGCAUGAUCACUGAGCGUAUGGUGUGUGCAGGAUAUCUGGAGGGAGGCAAGGAUGCUUGUCAGGGUGACUCCGGCGGUCCUCUGGUGUGUAAUGGAGAGCUGCAGGGAAUAGUGUCUUGGGGUCAGGGCUGCGCUCAGCCCAACUACCCGGGUGUUUACACCAAAGUUUGUGCUCUCAUGCCCUGGAUCAACGAGAUUCUUUCCAGAUACAGCUAAGGCUGUGAUCUCAUUUUACGAAACAACAUGAAAAAGAGGAAAUGAGGGGAGAUAAACGGAGGCAGAAAUAAUCAGGAGGAUGUUGAAGGUGGUUCAGAAAAAAAAAAUAAAAAAGAUCAGCAGAGCAGAAAAGCUGCUAUUGGUAGAAGGAAUCAUCUAAAACCAGUGAGAUUCAACAUACAUACAUCAGAAUAAUCAGACAAUGGCUGAAUUGAGCUAACUGUAAACAAAAUAUGCAUAUCUCAAUGGUGGUCUUUUGUUUAACAAUAGCUCUGCUUUUCUUCAUUAAUCUGAUGAAUUUUAAUCUGUUUUGACAAUAUCAAAGAGAAACACAGUUUUAUCUCUACCAACAAGAAGUUAAUUAUUUCCUUUAAAAAAUACCUGUGUGCACAGAUCUGUAUGCAUGCAUGUGAUUUGUUUUUAAAUCCAUAUUUGGUAUCAGGAGAUCACUUUGAAUUUAUUUUUUGCUAAUUUUGGGACAUUUUACUGAACAAGACCCACACUAUUCUGCUGCUGCACCAUCCAUAAAGAGAGGAAAAAAAAUCCAUCUGUCAUUUUUUUUCCACCCUUUUUGCCAUAAGUGGAGUCUAAAAGCCUUCUACUUUGAAGCUUUCCUCAACCAAACAAAUAAAGAUAAGUGCUGCUUUCUGCGCUCCA
Molecule: messenger RNA, 1552 nt
Organism: Poecilia reticulata (guppy)
Lineage: Eukaryota; Metazoa; Chordata; Actinopteri; Cyprinodontiformes; Poeciliidae
Product: trypsin-2-like
Biological process (GO): proteolysis
Molecular function (GO): serine-type endopeptidase activity
Source: RefSeq, a predicted model, not a curated record